CUGCGAGCGCCAUACUUUGAGCGCGCAUCCACCUCCUCCCAGGCCGUCCGCCGCAUCUACGCUCUCCCAGAUUGGCUGCACGCCUGCUCCGCCAUCUGCACCAGCUGCUAGGCCGUCUGCUCUUCUCCGCGCAUUGCCUCUAGUUGCGAUCCGCCACCGCCGCUAUGGAUCAGCUUGGUAGUGACAUGCUUGUCGACCCGGACUUCGACGAGAAGAACGAUGUCGUCAACAUCUCCCCCGACGAUGCCAUGGAGGAUGUCGAAGCUGAGCCCGAGCCCCGCGCCGACGACUACGACGCCAUGAUGAAAAAGCACAUGCCCGAGCUACCCGACCAAGAAACCGAGGCUGAGGUUGUAAAUACAUGGGAAAUCAAAGGAUGGAGGUCUCUCGGCCGGCGGGAGCAAGGCCCAGUCUUCGAGUGUGCAGGCCAUCCGUGGCGCAUUCUCUUCUUCCCCUUUGGAAACAAUGUCGAUUUCGCUUCUUUCUACCUGGAGCAGGGCUUCGAGGACAAGAAGGUGCCAGAGGACUGGUAUGCUUGUGUGCAAUUCAUGCUGGUUCUGUGGAAUCCGAACGACCCGACAAUGCUGGUCCAGCAUCAGGCGACCCAUCGCUUCACGGCCGACGAAGGUGACUGGGGGUUCACACGAUUCGCAGAGCUACGGAAGCUUUAUGCUUCGCAAUGGGAGGACCGCAACCGCCCGAUGGUAGAGAACGAAUCCUGCAACGUCACCGCAUAUGUCAGGGUGCUGAAGGACCCAACCGGAGUCCUUUGGCACAACUUCAUAAACUACGACUCCAAGAAAGAGACUGGCAUGGUUGGUCUGAAGAACCAAGGGGCGACCUGCUACUUAAAUUCCCUUCUGCAGUCACUAUACUUCACCACUGCUUUCCGAAAAGCUGUAUACCAGAUUCCUACCGAAAAAGAGGCAGAACGUACCAACAGCGCCUAUGCUCUCCAACGACUAUUCUACCUUUUGCAGACCAGCCCUCUUGCAGUACCGACAAAUGAGCUCACGGCAUCCUUCGGCUGGGAUUCAAAACAGAUAUUCGAGCAACAGGACGUCCAGGAACUAUCCCGAGUUUUGAUGGACAAACUCGACGAGAAGAUGAAGGGUACAGAAGCCGAGGGUGCCCUUGAGAAGAUGUUUGUUGGCAAGAUGAAGACAUAUAUAAGGUGCAUCAACGUGGAUUAUGAGUCCUCGAGACUGGAAGAUUUCUGGGAUAUUCAACUCAACGUUAGUGGGAACAAAAACCUGGACGACAGCUUCAAAGACUACAUCCAAGUGGAGACCAUGGAUGGAGAAAACAAAUAUUUCGCCGAAGGUUUCGGUCUCCAGGACGCCAAGAAAGGCGUGCUAUUUGAGACCUUUCCUCAAGUCUUACACCUUCAGCUCAAACGCUUCGAGUACGACUUCAACAGAGAUGCCAUGAUGAAAGUCAACGACCGCUACGAAUUCCCCGAGGUCUGGGAUGCUUCGCCAUAUCUAUCUGAGCAAGCCGACCGUUCCGAGCCGUACAUAUAUCAUCUUCAUGGUGUGUUAGUGCAUAGCGGGGAUCUUAAUGCUGGACAUUACUACGCGUUCCUGAAGCCAGAGAAGAACGGCCAUUUCUACAAGUUCGAUGACGAUAGGGUGACCCGUGCGACACAGCGCGAGGCACUCGAAGAAAACUUUGGGGGUGAUUACCAGCCGCAAGUAAACGGUAAUGUGCAGUCACAACGCAAUCCAUAUACCCGGGCCUGGUCGAACAAGCGAUCGAUGAGCGCAUACAUGCUUGUAUAUAUUCGUGCAAGCCGUUCGGACAGCAUCUUGAUGCCAGACCAAAUUGUGGAACCUCCCCCUCACCUACCCCAAAAGUAUGCCGAGGAACGAGUGAUUCUAGAAAAGAAGCGCAAAGAGCGCGAAGAAGCACACCUUUUCAUGGAAAUACAAGUUGGAUCGGAGGAAAACUUCAAAGCUUAUCAGGGAUUCGAUAUUGUUCCAUGGAAAUCUGACGACUCUUCCGCCCUUCCAAAAUCUUAUCGAAUACGGCGGACGACGACGGUGGCGGAGUUUGCCAAAGUUGUAGCAGAUGAUCUUGAUGUUGAUGCUGACAUGCUCCGUCCGUGGGUUAUGGUCAAUCGGCAGAAUGGAACCGUUCGUCCUGAUGUCCCCAUCACAUUUCCAGACAUGAGCGUCGAAGAGGCUUCAAGCAAGUAUGGAAACAAAACCUCCAACUUCAGGCUGUGGAUGGAAAAGGCCGAUGGCAGGGAUGGCGAAGGCAAUGCUGUCUUCAAAGAAAAAUCAGUCGACAUACGCAAUGCGCAGAGCAACCGACCACUGAUGCUGUUCUUGAAACACUUCGACGUUGAUGCCCAGACUCUGUAUGGUGUCGGCAACUUCUACGCAGCGUUCCAGGAUCGGGUCUGCGAUUUGUCCCCAGCGAUUCUCAAGAUGAUGUCUUGGCCUUCUGGCACACAAUUCAAAUUAUACGAGGAAAUCAAGCAAAACAUGAUAGAGCCAAUGAAACCAAAGGCUACGCUCGCGGGAUCCGAGAUACAAGAUGGCGAUAUCAUCACCGUCCAGAAGACAUUGUCUGAAAAAGAGACACAGCAAGUUACGGCCACGGGAGGCUAUACGGAUGCCAAAGAAUUCUACGACUAUCUACUAAACCGGAUCAACGUCGAAUUCGUUCCAAAGUUCCUCUCCGACCCGGAAGAGGAGACUUUCACCUUGGCCUUAAGCAAGAAAAUGACGUACGAUCAGCUUUGUGCCAAAGUGGGCGAAAGACUCUCGAUCGAUCCGACUCAUCUGCGAUUCACGACCGUCAAUGCGUCUGGGAGGCCAAAACAGGCCAUCAAGUACAACGUUGGCAGCCUUCUUGGCACAAUCCUCCAACCGUCUACUUAUCAUUAUACCGGUAACGUGAUGCAAAAAGCAGAUGCGUUGUUCUAUGAAACCUUGGAUAUGAGUCUCAAGGAGUUGGAGUCAAGAAAGAUGGUUCGAGUAACGUGGCUUCCGGAAGGUCUAUCUAAAGAGGAGAUAUAUGACUUGAUGAUUCCACGCACAGGCGUUGUUCAAGAUGUCCUGGAUUCGUUGCAGAAGAAAGCUAACAUCAGCGACGAAUUGAUGCCUAAAGUCAAGCUCUACGACGCGCACAGCAGCAAGUUCUACAAAUACCUGUCUUCGGACUAUAGCAUCUUGGGCAUUGGCGAAUUCUUCUCGCUAUAUGCUGAUUGUUUUCCCGAAGACGAUUCGCCCAAGAAGAUUUCAGUGUUCCAUUUCGACAAGGAGCCCAGCAAAACGCACGGCAUUCCUUUCCAAUUCCCUAUUAAAGAAGGCGAAGUGUUCAAGGACACGAAAGUGCGACUCUCCGAGUUCACACACAUCAAGGGCAAGCAGUUUGAGAAAAUCAGAUUCGCACUAGUCGGACGACCUCACUACUCCAAACCCGAAUUCCUCGAAGAUGAUGAUGUACUAUUCGAUUUGCUAGGAAGUCGAGACGAGUACGCUCUGGGUCUCGACCACGUGAACAAGGCGAGGAACAACUGGAACAAGUCGGAUUCUAUCUUUAUCCGAUGAUAGACCCAUCUCUGAUGCAUAUCUGAAUGCGAUCGACAGUGGUGCAAGGCGGCUUGAGUUUACUGUUUCGGCGUUGCGGAGCACAUAGCGGGCGCUGAUGUUAAUGACGACACGGGCUCAGCUGGCUUUCCAUGCAUAGACGGCGUUUUUCCAAGCGCACCCUUUUGGUAGAGCGAAGGACCCAGUCGACAGGUGUUGCUAUGCGGUGGCAGAGGAUAUCAGGUAGACUGCGAACUGGCGUACUUGGCUUAGCGGGAGCGGGAGGCGUCAUAUCUGCUAAGUCACGAGUAACAAUAUGUAUACUGAAAAGCAUGCUUCUUCAAAGUCUACUUUUCACAUGUGCU
Mytilinidion resinicola is the source of this 3904-nucleotide messenger RNA. RefSeq names its product cysteine proteinase. The record is from RefSeq and is a predicted model, not a curated record. Lineage: Eukaryota; Fungi; Ascomycota; Dothideomycetes; Mytilinidiales; Mytilinidiaceae. The transcript is spliced from 9 exons. Gene Ontology annotation, molecular function: protein binding; cysteine-type deubiquitinase activity; cysteine-type endopeptidase activity. Gene Ontology annotation, biological process: regulation of protein stability; protein deubiquitination. Gene Ontology annotation, cellular component: nucleus; cytosol. The coding region runs from base 165 to 3560 and encodes 1131 amino acids.